Messenger RNA from Orbicella faveolata, 2646 nucleotides. RefSeq lists its product as uncharacterized. The record is from RefSeq and is a predicted model, not a curated record. Gene Ontology annotation, cellular component: Fanconi anaemia nuclear complex. Gene Ontology annotation, biological process: interstrand cross-link repair. NCBI's taxonomy places the organism in Eukaryota, Metazoa, Cnidaria, Anthozoa, Scleractinia, Merulinidae.
GCUGGAACUUAGCCUCGACUGUAUGUUAGAUCCAGUGCAACUCGCUUAUCAAAUUUCCAAGAUGGCGGACGAAACAGAUGAGAGAAACAUCGUGGAUUUUCCUCCUGAUAACCUCUUAGAAGUGCUUAUUUCAUCAUUUCCAAAGGAAUGGCGCGGUGUAUUUGUAGCCCUCGAUUCUGAGCACUUACCAGUCCAAGCGGCAAUCUUUUGGCUCCGGAAGAAAUCAUCAAACGAAAUGUUGUCCGAGAUCCCACCUAACUGGGAAAAUUUUAUUGACCAUCUUGUCAGUGAUUUUCCUGUUGUGUUGAAAGAUAAACUCUUCUUCAGACCAAAGAUUCUACUUCUACCUUUAAAUAUACAAAGGAGCACGCUGGGGUUUAUUUCUCAACGCAGUUAUUCCAUACCUUUGGAGACUUUAGACAAGUUAGUUCAGAGGUUGAGGAAAUUUUCCGUGGAGCUGGAAGGUUGGCGAGUAACUCAUGUAAAAAUUCUUGAAUCAAAGGUAAAUGAGCUGAAAAGAUCCAAAAUCAAAGGCGUAGAUGAUGAGAGUGGAACUGAUAACAUAGGGAAGGAUUUGUGUUACACUGAUAUCGUUACUAAGGAAUCAAAAUCCAGGUUUGAUGAACUUGUUAAAAAGAAUGACGUUGCCAAAUCUUCGAGAACUAUCCCUUGGUUUAGCCAUGUAUUAGAUACUGCAAAGAGGAAAGAAGGCAGUAUUAUUUCAGAUGACUCUUCCUACAGAGACUAUAAAGCUGCUGAACAAGAUGAUUUCGACAUGGUUGAUUUGACAAGUGAUGUUGAUUUACAGUCCGAAACACUACUGCAUAGAAUUAAUCCAGGAUCUCCUCACAAUUUUGAUGAUAGUGAUAUUGAAAUUAUUGAAGUCACUGAGAAUUCAAGUAAGCAAAUAAAAACUGCAGAUAGUAUAGAUGUAAAUUUUAGAGAAUUGACAGUACCACUUCCACCGGAACAUUUAAUCAUUGAUGCUGAGGAUGAUCCAGAACACUUGAUCAAAGAAGAAGCUUCUGCAACCAAUUCAAAACUCAGUGAUACUCUACAACUGAAAGUAUCUGCUUUACAAAACUUGCUCACGGGCCAAGAGCUCAAGGAAGGAAAUUUCUCCGAUGAACUUAAUAUAUUUUCCUCUUGUAGCAGCCUUGAAAUGGAACAUGUCUGUAACCAGUUAGAACUGAAAAGUAUAGAAGAAUCCACAGCAAUUUCUUUGUGGACCCAGUUUGCUCUCUUACCAACAGAGCCAAGUUUUGGCAAUGCAGCUAUUUUUGCAACCCACUGUCUUCUACCCAAAGUGCAAGAGUUAAAGCAGACUGCAUCAAGAGCCCUGUUCACUGCAGCGAGCUUGUUUGCCAAGAAACACUCCAGGUCAUUUUGUCACGGUGUUGUCCAAGGACUGAUCCAAGAAUCAAAUUUAAACACUCCUCAAGUAGAUCUUGUCAAUAAAGUAGUCAAGGACUGUUUUAGCAGAGAUACAAGAAUUCACCUACUGGAACUUAUAUUUGCAACCAAGUCAGACAGUCAAGGUUGCCCUUUUUCCUGGUCAGAGGACAUUAUUUCCAUUGUACAAACGGUGGUUGAUUUAAAACCAGACUUCAGCAGCGAUUUGUUUGAAAGCUUUACAGGAGUGUUGGAACAACAAUCACGCCACUUGUCAAAAUCUCUGAAAUUUGCAAAGAUUUUACUAGCUGUUAUUAAGACUUAUGGAGAACACGUUUCCAUGCAUUUUAACACAUUUGUUCGUAUCCUAGAAGGAAAUGAUACUUUUCUAAAAAAAGCAGGCUUAUCUUCCCUUACGAAGGUCUCAAAGAGUUGAACUAUUUUCCUCUAUCUGAUAGCUAAUCUUCUCUAACAUAGAGUAGACUGUAAACAGCCCCUGUCAGUUGAUGCGUGUCCAAUAAUUGCCCAACAGAGUACUGCAAAAAUGUAGAGUAAUUUGCCAUCUACUGUUUCCAAUAGUAACUGGGUGGUUGCCCGUUAAAUUAUUUUUAUUAAUGUUCAAGUUGAAUUUUAUCAACUGACCUGUCACUUUUCAGAGUGUUAGACUGGCUGGUAACAUGGUUGGGAAUAGUGUCAUUUCAACUGAUCAAAUGAAUUUACUACCUGCAUAACUUAGGCACUUAGCUCUUUGUCAACUUGAGAUUUGUAAAGGUAAAUGUACUGCCAUAGAAAUGAAGACAUUUGUGAAGCUGACAUUUUGAGUGAUAACCCUUCUGUUAGCUCUUCGUCGCAUAGCUUUGACAAAAGGAUAAUACUCGAAAUAUCAGGUUCAAAUAUGUGCUACAGUGGUUAAUUCACCUUUGUCAACUUCAAGUUGAUAAUGGACAAGUGUUUCACUUGCCAUGACAUGGCUCAACAGUUCUUUAGAAACCAAUACCUUUGUGUUACUAUAUGCACAGAUUAUAUGCUAAGAAGGAAAUAUGUCAAGAGAAAAUUUAAAUUGUUCACUUAAAAGUCUUUUGUAAAACCUGGAGCAAUAAACUAGGACUUUGCUUUACUCAUUGUAACAAGACAGAUUUAGAACCGAAACAAUAAUUUGAAGAAAAAAAAUACAAAUAUAAUGAUCAAAUACUCAACAAAUAACAACUAAAUAUCUUAAAUAGCAACUUUGCAAUAAACGCUUUCAUUUAGAGA